AUGAAUCCACCCCUCAAACAAAAUGGGAUUCGGGAGUUCCUUAAGCUCCAUUGUAUUGAUAUCAUGGCUAUCUUGGAAACGAAGUUGGAGGAGCGAAAGUUGAUGAGGAUUUUGAGAAACAAGUUCAUUGGCUUUUCGCAUGCAAGCAACUUUACUACUCACAAAGGUGGACGUAUUUUGAUUUUGUGGAAUCCAUCCAAAGUCAUUUUGGAUGUGAUGGAGGUUCAUCCACAAAUCAUUCAUUGUAAAGCUACUUGCAAGGUAACUUCCUUCUCCUUCCUUGUUAGUUUUGUUUAUGGCUUCCACACUAUGGUUUGUAGAAGGCCUCUUUGGGAAAACAUCAUGGACUUCAACACAAAUGUUGCAUUGCCUUGGAUGAUUUUGGGGGACUUCAACAACGUCCUUAAAUUUGAUGAGAAAAGUAACGGGGCGGAUAUCACCCCUUAUGAAAUCAAAGAUUUUGCAAAUUAUUGCCUUCAAGUGGGACUAACGGAUGUACGGUCUAUUGGUUGCUUCCUCACAUGGACCAAUGGCUCGGUUUGGAGCAAAAUUGAUAGGGCUAUGAUCAAUGAUAUUUGGGUGCAAAAUGGGCCACAUAUCGGUGCAAAUUUUCUUCCCUCCGGUUGUCUUUCCGAUCAUUCACCUUGUAUUGUUUCCUUUGAUGAUUGUAAGUUGAGGAAACUUAAGGUUGCUCUCAAGGAGCUCAAUUCUAAACAAUGUACAAAGUUCUUUCAUUCCAUUGUCAAACGAAACUCUCGAAGGAAUUUUAUUGCUACAAUUAUUAAAGAGGAUGGGGAGUCUUCUACUUCUCAACACCAAGUUGCUUCGGAAUUUGUAAAAUUCUAUACUUCAUUGCUUGGAACUUAUUGCCCUUCUCGACCGAUUCAAAGGGAGAUCAUCACUAAUGGUCCGUUAGUCUCAUUGGAACAAGGUAACUCUUUGAUCCAGGAGAUUACCUAUGAUGAAGUUAAAGAAGCACUUUUUGAUAUCGGAGAUGAUAAAUCUCCCGGUCCGGAUGGUUACACUUCUUGUUUUUUCAAGAAUGCAUGGGGGAUUAUUGGUGAUGAGUUUGUGGAUGCAAUCAUGGAGUUCUUCUCUUCGGGUUCUAUGCUUAAACAACUCAACCAUUCCGUUAUUGCUUUGGUGCCUAAGUCGGAUCAUGCUUCUCAUGUUGGGGAUUUUAGACCUAUUUCUUGUUGUAAUGUGAUCUAUAAAGUGAUCACCAAAAUUCUUGCAUCUAGAUUGAGACCUAUAUUGGGGGAUAUUAUUGACCAAGCACAAGCUGCCUUCAUUGAAGGUAGAAGCAUGACGGAAAAUAUUCAUCUUGCUCAAGAGCUUAUGAGGCAAUACAAUAGGAAGCGAGUCUCUCCGAGAUGCCUCCUUAAAAUUGAUAUUAGCAAAGCUUUUGACUCGGUUAGUUGGGACUUUCUCAAGAGUGCUCUUGAAGGGUUAAAUUUUCCUUUGACAUUUGUUCAAUGGAUUAUGGAGUGUGUUACCACUCCGACAUAUUCGGUUGCUUUGAAUGGAAGUAUGCAUGGUUUUUUCAAAGGCGGGAAAGGCCUUCGGCAAGGUGAUCCACUUUCCCCUUUCUUGUUCGUGAUUUGUCUUGAAUAUUUUUCUAGAAUGAUCAAGGAUGCUACAAGUGAUAGUGAUUUUAAUUAUCACCUAAAAUGUGGUCCCCUCGAGAUAACCCACUUGGCUUUUGCGGAUGACUUGAUGCUUUUUGCAAGGGGUGAUGCUAUGUCCGUUGAAAUUAUAAUCGACUGCCUUGACAAAUUUGGUUUAGCAUCGGGUCUAAAGAUCAACACUAUGAAAUCCAGCAUCUACACAGCUGGAAUUUUUGGGUAUGAGCUUCAAACUAUCAUGGAAAUCUCAAAUUUUUCGAAAGGAUCUAUGCCUUUUCGUUACUUGGGUAUUCCUCUUGCAUCGGAGAAGCUCAAAGUGAGUUCUUAUGCACCGUUUCUUGAAAAAAUAGCGGGUUAUAUUGGAGCUUGGAGUUGUGCAUCUUUAUCCUAUGCCGGCAAGUUGGAACUGAUUAGGGCCGUGCUUCAAGGUGUUGAAUGUUUUUGGCUUUCUAUCUUCCCCAUUCCGGCUACAAUUAUUUCGAGAAUUGUUAGCCUUUGUCGGAACUUCCUUUGGAGAUCAAAAAAGCCAUUGGUUGCAUGGAAGAAUCUAUGCCUUCCGAAAACGGAAGGGGGGCUUGGAUUGAAAGACUUGAAGACUUGGAAUUUCGCGUUACUUGCUAAAUCCCUUUGGAACAUCCACAAGAAGAAGGACACCUUAUGGAUUAGAUGGGUUCAUCAUGCUUAUCUUAACGGCACUUGUAUUUGGGAGGCUCGUCCUAAAAAGGAUCACUCCCCACUUUUCAAGAAAUUACUUGAAAUCAGGGAUUUUAUUUCUACCAAAGAAGCUGGCCAGCACACGGUAAUUUCGAGACAGCAACAGGAAACGGGGGCCCAUCAUUUUCAGAUUGAUCAGGGGGUUAACGAGGACAUGUCCAGUGAUGGAAGGGCAUUAAAUGGACGGUUUUUUGGAGCUGGGAGUGCUCUGCACGACCAGAAUUUGGGCCCUUCAUUCAGCAGCAUUUCUGGCCGGCAGACAGCUUUCUUCGGUAGGCAGUUUUUUGAAUCUUCGACUCAAAAUCUAGGCUGUUCUGUGCAUGAUAAAUUCUCAACAAAAAUUGCCUAUGAAUACUUUAGGCAUAAAGGUACUUUGAAGCCGUGGGGAGGAGAAGUUUGGAAGCCGUGCAUCACUCCGAAGCAUUCUUUCUUACUUUGGUUAGCAGCCCAAUCAAAGCUACUAACUAAAGACAAACUACUCUUCUUGGAUAUUGAUCGGAGGUGUGUCUUUUGUGGACUUUUUGAGGAAACUUGUGACCAUCUAUUCUUUAAGUGCUCCUUCACUUUCUCAUUAUGGGGAAGCAUUAGGAGAUGGCUUGGCAUCACAAGAUCUAUGUCUACACUUGCCAUUGCGCUUAAGUGGAUGAAAAAGGAGAAUCGUGGAACUUCGUGGCUGACCAAGACGAAGAGAGUUGCUCUUGCUAGCACAGUUUACUACAUAUGGCUUACGAGGAAUAGGAAGAUUUUUGAAGACCUCCCGGUCGACUUGGAUUCUAUUGCUAGAAGGAUCAAGACUCACGUAUACAAAAUCAUGUUUACUUUGUAUCCGGAUGUCUUGAUUCUUUAUGAAUCCUUGGCCAUGGAGCUUUGA
This is a messenger RNA of Olea europaea var. sylvestris, 3210 nucleotides long. RefSeq lists its product as uncharacterized. Bases 1 to 3210 code for a protein of 1069 amino acids. The transcript has 2 exons. The record is from RefSeq and is a predicted model, not a curated record. NCBI's taxonomy places the organism in Eukaryota, Viridiplantae, Streptophyta, Magnoliopsida, Lamiales, Oleaceae.